Physcomitrium patens is the source of this 2950-nucleotide messenger RNA. Its product is annotated as organic cation/carnitine transporter 7. The record is from RefSeq and is a predicted model, not a curated record. Lineage: Eukaryota; Viridiplantae; Streptophyta; Bryopsida; Funariales; Funariaceae. Gene Ontology annotation, molecular function: transmembrane transporter activity. Gene Ontology annotation, biological process: transmembrane transport. Gene Ontology annotation, cellular component: membrane.
CAGAUCUCAAUUCAACGUCCGGGUCGAUGAAUAAAAGCGGAUAUUGUGAUCAGAUUGGCCCCAGGUCUGAUAACAAGGUCUGUCGCCGAAGGGCGGAAGAGCCCAGGAUGCGUCGACUCGCAACUGUGCUUCGUGCGAUUGUCCUACGCUGCCAUGUGGAUUUAGCCCUCGCUCAUCUCCACGCUCGAUUAGUCACGCCUUCAAUCCACUUGGGCUUUGCUUUGCACCGAGAACAACACCCAUUUGAGCAAAAUUGUCUCUUGUGGGAUUGCGCAGGUGGAUAGGUGGAGUUCAUUCAUGGGCUCGGCAAUGGGCGUCGACAGGAGAUCGACGGUGAUUGCAAGCAUUGCAUUGGAUUUCUAUGGUUUUGGUUUGCGCUGCUUGGAGGCGAAGGCUGAGAGUAAUCUGCGCAAAGGCUUUUGAUUGUGUAUCUCUCCAUGUCGAAUUCCGCGUCGUGGCGUGUGUGAGGUUCUCGGCAGUGGACGCUUUCGAUUGCCGUUGCUUUGUGACGUGGCGGUUUUUAUUUCAAACGAUUGUCGCGAGGUAGUUAUGGCCAAUGGCCGGGGCUGUUUCUUCUUGGUAUCGAGAGGAGUGCAAGGAAAAUCGAGCACGCUGGAGAAUUGUGUUUCGUAACAUAUAUGAUCAAGCACAGCGGCAUUGAGGAAAGCUGCUGCUAGCUCCAUCCUAAUGAAGGGUGGGCUGACAAACCCCCUCUAUCGUCCCGUUCAAUCAGAACGAGUUAGUAUCAACUCUCUCACUGCACCUUCGGCCGCCUGUUAUUACAUGUCUUCUAUCCGUCUACCGACAUCGUUACAAUUGUUGGCCCUUAAGCAAGCAUCCUCAGGCAGUCAAUUUUCUCGACCCUUUGCAAGUUCAAAGGGUUUCCCUCAGAAAUUCAGCUACAGAAAAAGCCUUUUGCAGGGUGAUGGCGCAGCUCUACGAGGGAGGUGGUUGAAGAGACUGGACACGGGUUUGUUCAAACGAAGGAUUGUUUGUAGUUCGGAGCGUCCACUCUCAAAUGAAUCGCCAAUCGCAGUUACGAGUGGCACCCAGAUGGAAGAGAAUGACAGUGGGAGGAGUGAAACCUUCAUGCUUGAUGAUGCCAUUGAGCAGGUUGGCUUUGGGAAAUACCAACGAUGGCUGCUGGCUUAUGCUGGCAUGUCAUGGACAGCGGAAGCAAUGGAAAUGAUGCUGCUUUCAUUUGUAGGUCCUGCAGUGCAAGUUGAAUGGCAACUGACUGGACGGGAAGAGAGCUUAAUCGCCAGUGUAGUCUUCGGAGGCAUGAUGAUUGGAGCGUACUCUUGGGGUGCCCUUUCUGAUGCAAAGGGUCGACGGGUUGGGUUUUUUGCAACCGCAGUUUUGACUUUCGCCGCUGGCCUGUUGAGUGCAAUAUCUCCGAAUUAUGGUGUUCUUAUACUACUUCGGGGGUUGGUUGGGGUUGGCCUCGGUGGGGGUCCUGUUGUCUCUGCCUGGUUCAUGGAGUUCGUGCCAUCUGCCAAUCGAGGACUCUGGAUGGUCGUCAUCUCCUUGUUCUGGACACUUGGUUCGAUUUUAGAGGCAUCACUAGCGUGGUUGGUGAUGCCAACUUUGGGCUGGAGGUGGCUUCUAGGCCUUUCAUCGGUGCCCCUUGCGAUCUUGCUCCUAUUUUAUUCUGUAGUCCCCGAAAGUCCUCGCUACUUGGCUUCCAAAGGGGAGACUGAGAAAGCCUUCAAGAUUCUUCAGCAGAUGGCGAAGGUUAACUGUAAGCCACUGCCAAAAGGGAGAUUAGUGCAAGCACAGCCGUUGCUUGGAGACCCUGAUAGCAUAAAUACAUCAGCUUCUGCGGUGAAUGUAGAAAUGAGUGAUUUCGCCCUCACAAGAGCUGUGGACGAGACUCGUCUUUUGGAUCGCACUGGCAAUAACGGAAAUCUAGAUGUUGCGAAGAAGACCACCACCUCAAGUCUAGAACAAGUAUUGUCAAAUUUCCGCUCCCUCCUGUCGCCACCACUGCUCUCAUCCACACUUCUUCUUUGGUCUGUUUUCUUCGCCAAUGCAUUUACGUACUACGGGCUCGUGUUGCUAACUUCCCAAUUAAGCGGUGGAGGUACCGAUUGCAGGCCCGAGGAAGCUGCUAAUACAAUCUCAGCAGCAUCAGACAGCGGCCAGUUGUAUCGGAAUGUUUUUAUCUCCAGCAUUGGAGAGCUUCCAGGGCUGGCAGUGGCUGCAUACAUUGUCGACAGAUGGGGCAGGAAGCUCUCCAUGGCAACACUGUUCACACUGUGUGGUGCUUCCCUUUUGCCUUUAGUUCACAACCAACCAGCAGAUCUCACCACCUUUCUUCUCUUUGGUGCUCGUGCUUGCAUCAUGGGCGCGUUCACCGUCCUCUACAUUUACGCUCCUGAGGUGUACCCAACCAGCAACCGUUCUACGGGACUUGGUAUAGCAAAUGCAAUUGCGAGGGUAGGAGGCCUGCUGUGCCCAGUGGUAGCAGUGGAACUGGUUCGAAGCUGUCAACAAGGACUCGCAGUCUCCCUCUUCACAGCAGUGCCGGUGCUUGCAGCAGCGGCGGUCAUGCUCUUCCCUGUGGAGACACAAGGAAAGUCUCUGACUGAUGUGGUCGAUGAAUCUUCCUCCCAGUAGUAGCAGCAGCUGCCAUUGCAAUUGCUUCGCUGCUUUUGAGACACAGAUCUUGUCAUGAUCUGCGUGUCUCGGUGGGGUUGCUCUGAGAAUACUCCAUCACCUGGGCGUCAGUUUCUUCGAUGUGGGGUGCCAACCACCGGCAAUGUCAUGCAACAUGUGCUUCAUCCCACCAAACGAUCAAGGCUCUUGGUGAGGAAGCAAACUCUGAAGGCUGUGGCUUUACUGGAGGAGGCUCUGACUUGAUGAGGGAGAUGCUUGAGUUAGCCUGAAGUUUCUGUGUCUAUUUUUAUUUUAUAUUAAAUCCAUGUGUUUUUUUUUUUUUUUCGUCAUA